ACCGCAGUGGCCACAGUGGUGCUUCGGAGUAAAGAUUUGUACAUAGUGUAAAUAUAGUGAAAUGUUACCAGUAAAGAGGUUCUCCAAAAGACAGAUUUGCACCCUCAUCGUGUUCAGUAUAGCGGACUUCUGCAAUGCAAUAUGUGUUUCCCUGCAGGCACCGUUUUAUCCUCAAGAGGCGGAGAAAAAAGGUGCAACAGCUGCGGAGUAUGGACUUGUGUUCGGUGUCUUCGAGCUAGUAGUCUUCAUAGUUAGUCCUCUAUAUGGCCACUAUUUACAUAGGUUUGGCCCAAAGUUGAUGUUCAACGGUGGGAUAUUCACUACUGGAACAUGCGCCAUACUGUUCGGGAUGCUAGACCGGGUUGAGGGCCACUACCCCUUCAUCGUGCUGUCUUUCGUCAUCAGGAUAGUAGAGGCUAUGGGCAACGCCGCCUUCCUGACUGCAUCUUUCGCCAUCAUCGCCAUGGAGUUCCCAGACAACGUCGCCACUACUUUUGCUUCUCUAGAAACAUUCUUCGGCUUGGGUCUUAUCGUCGGGCCUACAGUUGGAGGUGCUUUAUACCAGCUGGGAGGAUAUGAACUCCCUUUCCUUGUUCUCGGCAGCUGUCUGUUCAUGUCUGCUGUGAUCACCUUCUGUGUGUUGCCGGACCACGGGGACCGAGAGGUUGAACCUCAUUCUGGAGCCAGUCUGCUAGAAGUCCUCCGUAUUCCUGGCGUGUUCCUGGCCGCCUGUAGCAUCAUUGUCACCUCCAUGAGUAUUGGAUUCUUGACAGCAACCCUAGAACCUCACCUCAGACAGUUCGAACUGAAGCCGAUGGUUCUGGGGGUGAUGUUCGUCAUCAACGGAGGCACCUACGCCGUCACCGCCCCCUUCUUCGGCUGGCUUGUUGAUAAGAAAGUCAAGGCCAAGUUCAUCGCCCUGUUUGGCUGUGCUCUUCUUAUCAUCAGCUUCCAAAUGAUUGGUCCAGCGCCUUAUUUCUCUGCCCCACCCCCGGGAUCAAGCAAGUUGUUGCUGGUAGUGAUCGGAGGUUUGCUGAUCCAUGGUCUAGGCAUCGCGGCACAACUCGUUUCAUCCUUCUCUGACGCUCUACAAGACGCCAUAGCGCACGGAUUUCCCAACAACCUGGAGACCUACGGACUCAUCUCCGGACUCUGGACGUCGACCUUCGCCUUUGGGGCGUUCGUGGGUCCCUCUGUGGCGGGCAUCCUCUUCGACACCGUCGGGUUCCGGAACAGCACCUUGUUUAUCGUCGUCUGCAGUGGCGUCGUGGGUAUGUUCGUCCUGAUCUUCCUACUCUGCACCAAGCAAGGAUCAAUGUAUUCGGAGAUCAAACCCGAUGGCUCCUGCGAGGACAUGAAGAAGACCCUAGCGGACUCACAGAACGGCCUGAGUGACCACUACAGCAGCAGCUACGGUCAUCUGCCCCUGGGGUCCUCCCAGAGUAUCAGCUGUGCGCCGGGCAUGAGCGGGUACAUCACGGGCAACAGCUACAGAAACAGACUAGGUGAGCUACACAGGCGGCAGAGUGACGCGUACCCAGCCUCGUACCAAUACAGCUCCAGCUACGGCAGCAUCUCUGGGGGUGAGCACCACCGUCGCUACAGCAGCAGGCGCGGCAGCACGGACAUGAGGAGCAAGGGAGGCUACCGCAGCGGCUUCGAGUAGCUCCGUCAGCACGGCUGAAUUUGUAUCUUUACUGAUGUAUUGCGCAAAACCGAUUCUUUUCUUUCAAAGUAGGGUUUAGAUCAUCCAAUCGAAAUUGGCCACGGUAAGAUCGAAUCGGAGUCUCUAGUAGUGUACAGUGGUAAACAAUUGUAACACAGCUUUGUCAAGCCAUGUUUUGUUUCAUCAAUCGUGGAUGGUAGGAGUGAUUUCAUAGACUUUUUAUUGUAAAUUAAUUAACCCAACUAAACAGGGUGUCCCGUAACUCUCUGGACAUAUGUAUAUAGCAUUAUUCCUUAGGUCAAGACAAACACAUUUCACCAUAGGAACAUGGGUCUGUGAUAACUAGUUUUCCGUCUGUCUGUGUUUAUAGGAUUUAUAAAAAAAACGAAUAACUCCUAAACGGUUUGAGAUACAGUGGUGAUAUUUUGCAAACAUGUUAAUCUUAUUAAGACCUAUUAUCGUUAGAAAUUAUACAAACAAAUUAUUAACCGUUUCGGAAUGGCGGAAAUUUAAAAUAUUUGAUGCCAAAUUUCAAGAAAACCGUUUACUUUACAAAAAAAUUGCAAGAGACAAAAAAGUUAGGAAAUCUUAUGUAGUUUUCAAUGAUACCUUGUUAAGGAUGAAUAAAUAAUUACAGAGAAACGAGUUAUUUGCGUAAUGUAUGACCACUUUUCACUAUUUAAACAAUGCUAAUACCCCUUUUAACGCUAUAUACAUAUAUCCAGAGAGUUACGGGACACCCUGUAUAGAACAGAUGUAUACAUCCAUCAUUUUAAUCGAAAACUGUUAAAUUAUGAUGGUAUAAUUCUUUCUUUUUCCGCUAUGCAUUGAUAGAUUAUGUACCAUAAAAGUUAUCGUAGAUUACAGUAAGUUUUACUUUCGGCCAGGUCCACAUUUUUGACAAAAGUCAGUAAAUGUCACCUGUAGACCCUGACGGUGGCUCAUUUCAUCUAUAAAAGUCAACUCGUUCCAUUUCCAUUCUAGUACUGGUUUCAACUUUAACAUCACAAUUUUAUAUCUACUUGUUUCUACUGUCAAAGCUUAUAUUCACUGAAGAUUCAUUCAAUUCAUUCUGGUAUAUCAGUAAUCUAACAUUCAGUGGAUAUCCUAGCGUUGACAAAAACAUAACGUUUUAAAUUACUAUCUCGGAACUAUUAGAAAGGGUUAGGAUCUUAAAAACCAUAGAAAUUAGGAGGCUUUUUUAGGUUUUAAACAUCAUGGGAUGAACAAUGUUUUAAUAAAUAUAUAUAGCAAUGCCUAUCGAGUGAAUUUAUUAUAAAGUGAAUUUAUUACUUUACCAGUGAUCCGGAGGCUAACAACACAAUGUUUUAACUAAAGAUGGACUAGCUAGACGGUGACUUGUUCUCUAAACUAACAUUAUUGACAAAGGUCACAGUUUUACUAAAUCAUCUAUAGUAACUGUGUUUCAUUGUUUGAAUUCAUUCAACAUUCGUAUUUACGAAACGUCAACUAAAAAAGCCUAAUACUUCUUUCAACAUAGUUAUAACUACCUAUGCCAAAAUUAUAUCCGACACAAAAAAUCAAACAGAUUUGCCAAGUUUAGACAAAAUCAGUUAUAUUUUUGCAAAUUGACUUGAAAGCUAAUAAAAAAUACACCACUAAACACUAUUUUAUUGCGAUCUAUGUGAACAAAUCAAGUAGUGUAAAAAACACAUCUUUAACUCAAUAUGCCCUGAACAAGGUACAGAGGAAAAUAUUGUACAAUUGUAAACCAAAUUAUGUUAGCGAACAAUUAAACUAAGUUAGUGUAAGUAAGAAAUUUGUUAACUUAUUUAAAUUUUUACGAAUCUAUGAUUUUAAACUUUUAACAUUCGAAUUUAUAAGCUUGCCAGUGUCUUGAGAUAGAGAUUAUAGGAACUAUUUUUAUUAAAUAAUAUUAGUUAUUGUGUGAUGCUCACUAAAAGUAAUAUACAUUUUAACUAGUUUUUAUUACAUUGUUAUUUGAAAUAUCCAGUGAUAUUUUUAACAGUGAUAUCAAUACUGUGAUGAUAUAAGUGUUAGGGAGAAUCGGUAGCGAGUUUUAUAACCGUAUCGGCCCAAAAUAUAAUGCCAGUUGGGUGGGAUCGCUGAUUAAAACUAGCUAAAUUAGUUUUCAAUAACAAUACCAGAAGUUAUGAAUCGUAUUGUAUGUUAUUCAGACAUUUUUUGGUUCUAUAGACAGCUUUUUCUGGCUUUUCCCAAGCAAUACUACUAUGUAUCUACACUUGAAAUCAUUCGCAAGACGGUAAAUAUAGUCUAUACAAGUUGUUGCAAUGGCGAUCAAAUUUGGUCUGAAAAGAUUACUGGAAUGAUCGAAAUCGAUCGCCAUUGUAACAUGUUCCAUUAUUGCCAUAUUGUGCAGUGCAAGUAACUGUACCGUUUAUAGAAAGUUGCUGUAAGACACGUUUGUAUAAUAGAGCUUACGAGUAAAAAUGCUGGAAAAGAAGUCAUUACAAAAUUAGGACUCUAAACCGAAACGUAAUUUUCUGUAUGACUAUAAACGCACCAAUUGAAUUUCUUACCACUUGGAAACGAAACAGUAAAUUCUGGAUGCAAAAUUGAUUGCACACAUCUUUUUCUUUUUUAACAUUAUACAUGAUCGAUUUAACCUUCGCUAUCUAUUCUCCUUGGCCUUAAUAAUGCCCACCGAAUUACUCUUUUAAUUUAAGAUGCUAGUCAUAAAAUAGUUUUUGCCAUACCGAAUUUUAAAAUAAAUCUAAAUUAUUUUCUAUACAUUCCUUCUCUUAUGUCAAUCUUAGCCACUUCUUAGCCUUAUAAAACGUAUUCUCCAAGAUGCAAUUGUUUUACUUCUUUGAAAGCGUAUGGAUGGAUUGUUUUGAGAUUACUAAAUAUUAAUUGACUUAAGUUUAUAUUUAUUUUGACUGUAUUUUGAAUAUAUGAGCAAUAAGUGUUAUAAACGCAUGUUCUAUUGUUGUUUUAUAAAAAUUUAUUUUUAAUUG
This is a messenger RNA of Macrosteles quadrilineatus (aster leafhopper), 4626 nucleotides long. Its product is annotated as MFS-type transporter SLC18B1-like. Gene Ontology annotation, molecular function: transmembrane transporter activity. NCBI's taxonomy places the organism in Eukaryota, Metazoa, Arthropoda, Insecta, Hemiptera, Cicadellidae. The transcript has 12 exons. Gene Ontology annotation, biological process: transmembrane transport. The record is from RefSeq and is a predicted model, not a curated record. The coding region runs from base 62 to 1666 and encodes 534 amino acids.